This is a messenger RNA of Adineta ricciae, 1425 nucleotides long. The record is from the annotation of a GenBank genome assembly. NCBI's taxonomy places the organism in Eukaryota, Metazoa, Rotifera, Eurotatoria, Adinetida, Adinetidae.
AUGUCUACAAUAACACAACGAUCCAAUAUGGGAACAAUCAAUUUUAAUCAGUUUUUAGCUCAUGAAGCUCGCCUUAAUAGUCUGCAUCGGUUAUUUAAAACACAUUAUAAUGUCACUGAACCAUCACCGAUACUUGAGCCAUACUUAUUUUUGGGUAAUUGUAUUUCCGCUCAUGAUGUUUAUCGUCUAUCAAAAUUAGGUAUUCGUUACAUACUCAAUGUUGCUAAACGCGAUGUGGAAAUAUGCCCAUACUAUUCAAAAGAUACACGCGUUCUAACAAUUGAUCUUCGUGAUGAUGAUCAAGAGAAUAUUUUGCGCAUAUUCGAUCAAGCAUUUGCCUUUAUCGAUGAAGCUAGAAAAAAUAAUUCGCGAGUAUUAGUUCAUUGCAGUCAUGGACAGAGUCGAUCGCCUGCUAUCGUUAUUGCUUAUCUCAUGCGCACUUACAAUGUUUCAUUAGAACAGUGUCUUACUCAUGUUGUCAAAGCACGGCCAUGCGUUAUACCUAACGACGGUUUUUUAAAACAACUUAUCCUUUUCGAUCGUGUGUUGGUCGAUCGACGCCGCCAGCACCAGUUGUAUCAACAGCAACUACAACAGCAACAGCAACAGCAACUACAACUACAACAGCAACAACAACAGAGACAGCAGCAAAUGCAAUUGCAGCAAAAACUUCAGCAACAACAGAAAGCAGCGAGCGUACAAACAGAAAAGGCUAAUAAAUCAAACGAAAUUCCAAUCCAACGUGAUUCUCCUGUCCCACCCCAUCCUAUUCCACCUCCAAUUCCUUCGACCAACCAAUCAAAAUUGACGUUGUCCUCCUCAUCCUGCAAUAGCUUGGCCUCGAAUGUUAUCAAUAUUCCAUCCAGCAGUUCCUCAAGUGUCCUCUUAUCUUCAAAAAAGAUCGGCCUCUCAUCAAUGUCCAGUCUUCAAGCAUCCAUCAGUUCGAAAUCUAUGCAAUUCGUUCCUAUUGAAGUUGCACCUAAGACAGAACAUAGUUCGGAAAAAAUCAAGCGAGUUGCAGUCAAAAAGCCCACACCUGACAAUGAAAUUGUUCUUGACAAGGUUGUAAGCAAAGCUGACAAAUCCUCUCGAAAUAAAUCACCUUCGAAAUCAUCCAACAAAACUCGCCUUAAAACUUCUUCCUCGCACAACGAACUACUCGGAUCAAAACGUAAAUCAAGUUCCAAAAAGUCACCCGACACGAAAGAUCAUUCUUCACAAAUGCAUCGGUCUCAUACAGAUAAAAACUCGCAAUCGCAUAGCAAACAUCACACCAAAGUCUAUCCUACUCGACAUCAUCUCAAUUAUUACAAUACCUUCCCAGCUGAUUACUAUGGUUCUAUCAACCACUUGCAUACGAAUUAUAUCACUGAAAUUUACGAUCGAGUCGCUAAACGGUUCGUUCCAGCAACAGCCUGUUAUUAA